AUGGAACAACGACGAGUCCAAUCUUUUACCUCGAGUCCCUACCAAUACGUGAUGGAAUAUGUUGGGUCACAAGAUCUUUCGAGAUGUGACUCACAUGAGCCUAUCGCCUCAAAGCCUGGUCACGGAUCGUUCGAGCAACAAUCAUAUACCUACCACUAUCCCCAAGGACGCUCAACUGCGCGAUCAUUGAGCGCCCCAAUAGACGCCUUCGAUCCUUGGAUACUUGAGGGACCACCUUGCGGCAGCCCAUUAUCCACAAGCUCGUCGAUCAGCCACACUGAGAGUAUUCCCACACCACCAUACACUGGCACGCUGAUGUAUGACCAAGUGGACUCAACAGUCUUCCCACACGUUCGCUCCCCGACGAGUCAUGACGCCUGGUCGGGCGAGCCAGAACCUGCUUGGAGACCCAGCUACCCCGAGAUGACCACAUGGAGCUCGCAACAGUUCUCAUUGCCCUACCACGAGGACCCACCGUGCGAUCAUCUGCUCCUACAACCAGUUCAAGAACACGUACCGCAAGCUGGCCAUCCAGCGGCACCAUUUUACAUCCCGUACUCUGCAACGAUUCGCUACUCCGCUGCCAGGGAUGUCGAAUCAGCACCCUUUGAAAAGGGGUUGGCCAGUAACCCUGACGACAGUGACAUGGACAGCGAUUCAGAAUCUGAAGACUCUGAAAGUGACGAUGACAGCUCAACUAUGAAAUCCUCUUCGCAUCCUACCUUCCGGAGCUCUGGAGCAGACUCUAGUGUUAUGAAGCUCGGAAAAUGGGAUAAUAGUGUAUGCCCCUUCCCCACUGCCUCGGAGCCCAGGCACUACAGAUGUCCUUUGGAAGACAAAGACCAUCCCGGAAACGCAUGUCCGAAGAGAUUUGUACGCCCGGAACACCUUCGACGCCAUAUCAGGACUGUUCAUGGCAAUGAGAGGUGUCACAUUUGCAAAGUGUGUCCCAGACUUUUCUCAAGGGGCGAUAAUCUUCGGGAUCAUUACUGGACACAUGUGAACCGAGGUGGAAGGGCUGGCAAAAAUAUAAAGAUGAGCCUUACCGAGCUAAAAACCAUUCUCGGUCCCAAGGAAAAGUUGCUUGUGAAGCGUCUCAAGAUGAAGCUGCAUAACAACCAGGCAAAGCAAAUCAAGGCAAAGUUCUGA
Molecule: messenger RNA, 1149 nt
Organism: Alternaria atra
Lineage: Eukaryota; Fungi; Ascomycota; Dothideomycetes; Pleosporales; Pleosporaceae
Exons: 1
Coding region: 1-1149 (382 amino acids)
Biological process (GO): regulation of transcription by RNA polymerase II
Cellular component (GO): nucleus
Molecular function (GO): DNA-binding transcription factor activity, RNA polymerase II-specific; RNA polymerase II transcription regulatory region sequence-specific DNA binding
Source: RefSeq, a predicted model, not a curated record